Molecule: messenger RNA, 693 nt
Organism: Symbiodinium natans
Lineage: Eukaryota; Dinophyceae; Suessiales; Symbiodiniaceae
Source: the annotation of a GenBank genome assembly
AUGGAGUACCGAGGCGGUGGCUACGCCAUCCUCCGGGCCUUAUGGGAUGCCCACGAAAAGGGUCUCCCACAGCUGCCGGUCAGCAAGAUCUGCCAGCUGGCCAAGCAAUGGUGCUCUCAGCAUAUGGAUGUCGGACUCUUUGCAGGUCGUCAGUUGGGCCUCGGGUGGGAUGCGCACCGCUCCCUGCUCAAGCACAAUCUGGUCCAGAAGUCCACGCUCAAAGCCCGCAAGCUUCGGGAUCGACUGGAAGUUCUCUCUCUGACUGAGGAAGGGCGGCUGCUGGUCAAGAAGUUACUAGACAGUUUCCCGGGCAAUGAUGAGCUGCCGCAGACGCCGGCUAGGCGCCUGGCGCGACAUCCCAGCUUGACGCCCAUCAAGGAGGAGAAGUGCCCUGUGGCUCUAGCUGAGCCGCCCGCCAAGAAACCCAGGCUGGAAGAGGAAGCAGUUCCACCGGCUCAACCGGUUCCACCGGUUUCACCGGUUCCACCGGCCCUUCCCAUGCCUUCCCUCAAGACUUUCUGUCGAGGUGUGGCCCGCUGCUUUGCUGCCCUGGGGUCUCCGAUCCCAAAGCAGCAGCUCUUCGAGUUGGUCAAGAGCGAAGACUUCACCCAAGAUGCUUUCGAGGCGCAGCUCAAACGGCUGGAGGGCAUGAACAAGCUGAUGGUCGAGGAGGACGAGGUCCACUUGGUGUGA